AUGGAGGUUCUUUUCCUGCUCCUGGUCCUCGCCGCCGCCUACACGUUCUCCGUGGGGGUCGGGCUGUAUGUUGUCUGCGACCACUUCCUCACCGCAGACAUUCCUGCAGCCAUCGGCCACCCCGUGAAGCUGCGGGUCCUCCAUUGCAUCUUCCAGCUGUUGGUGACCUGGGGGACAAUUUUUGAGAAACUGAGAAUCUGUUCUAUGCCUCAAUUUGUUCGUUUCAUUCACGACCUUGCGCCGCUAAAGAUGGAUCCGGAUGUCGUGGUCAAGGACCUCUGGUUUGGGACGAUCCCCGUGCGGCUGUACCAGCCCAAGGCGUCCUCAGGCGCCCUCAGGACUGGCAUCGUGUUCUACCACGGCGGCGGAGGCAUUUUAGGGAGCUUGAGAACUCACCAUGGCGUAUGCUGUCAUUUGUCCAAGGAGAGUGAUGCAGUGGUUCUAGCAGUUGGGUACCGCAAAGUGCCCAAGCAUAGGUUUCCAGUGGCAAUAAGAGACUGCAUGGUGGCCACUACUCACUUCUUGAAGUCCUUGAAUAAGUAUGGGGUGGACCCAGCCCGGGUCCUGGUCUGCGGUGACAGUGUGGGUGGGGGCGUGGCUGUGAUAAUUUGUCAAAACCUUGUGGACAGUUCAGAUCUCCCCAAAAUCCGUGCUCAGAUCCUGGUCUACCCGGCUCUCCAAGCCAUGGAUUUCCAGUCCCCUUCCUAUCAGCAGAACAAGAAUGUUCCACUGCUCAGCCAGAAUUUUGCCUUCUACUGUUGGUGUCAUUACCUGGACAUCAGCCCUGCCUGGAAAAGCAGUGUAUUUAAAGGCACCCACUUGCCCACCGAGGUCUGGGAAAAGUACAGAAAGUGGUUGGGUGCAGAAAACAUCCCGGAGAGGUUUAAGAAGAGAGGCUACCUGCCAAUGCCCUGUGAGCCCCUGAAUGAGGCUGCCUAUCUGGAGACAAACUUAAUUUUAGAUUUGUUGAACUCACCCCUGAUCGCAGGGGAUGAAGUAGUGUCUCGGCUCCCCGAAGCUUGUAUCGUGAGCUGUGAGUAUGAUCUUCUCCGGGACCAUUCACUGUUGUACAAGAAAAGGCUGGAGGAUCUCGGGGUUCCAGUGACUUGGCACCACAUGGAGGAUGGUUUUCACGGAGUGUUUACCACCCUUGACAUGGGCUGCUUGUACUUCCCCUGCUCCAGGAGGAUUCUGAAUGCUGUGGUCCAUUUCAUAAAGGGCUUGUGA
Molecule: messenger RNA, 1227 nt
Organism: Sus scrofa (pig)
Lineage: Eukaryota; Metazoa; Chordata; Mammalia; Artiodactyla; Suidae
Gene: AADACL3
Product: arylacetamide deacetylase like 3
Cellular component (GO): membrane
Molecular function (GO): carboxylic ester hydrolase activity
Source: RefSeq, a predicted model, not a curated record